This is a messenger RNA of Fomitopsis serialis, 1569 nucleotides long. Its product is annotated as Glucanosyltransferase-domain-containing protein. The coding region runs from base 1 to 1569 and encodes 522 amino acids. The transcript has 3 exons. Lineage: Eukaryota; Fungi; Basidiomycota; Agaricomycetes; Polyporales; Fomitopsidaceae. Gene Ontology annotation, molecular function: 1,3-beta-glucanosyltransferase activity. The record is from RefSeq and is a predicted model, not a curated record. Gene Ontology annotation, cellular component: cytoplasm; fungal-type cell wall. Gene Ontology annotation, biological process: fungal-type cell wall (1->3)-beta-D-glucan biosynthetic process.
AUGAAGCUCUUCAACGCCGCCCUCGUCGCAGUCGCGGCCCUCCCCUUCGCCGCCUCCCUCCCCACCAUCGCUCGCAAGGGUUCCUUCCUCUUCGACUCCUCGACCGGCGACCGCUUCUACCUCAAGGGUCUCGCGUAUGCGGCGAACUAUGGAUCCGGCCAGACACCGCCCUCUGGCCAAGUCAGCGAGGUCGACCCCCUCGCCAACGGCCCUGGCUGCGCCCGUGACAUCCCGUACUUCAAGCAGCUCGAUGUCAACAUUCUUCGCGUCUACCAGGUCAACUCCAGUCUCGACCACAGCAGCUGCAUGAGCGCGCUCGAGUCGGCCGGCAUCUACGUCCUCGUUGACCUUGCGACGCAGGUCGAGGCGAUCUCAGGCUCCUCGCCUGCGUGGAACCUCGAGCUGCUCACGCAGUACAUCAACACGAUUGAGGUGUUCGGGCAGUACUCCAACGUGUUUGGCUUUAACAUUGGUAACGAAGUUAUUAGCUCCCUUGCGGACGACCAGGCUGCUCCAUACAUCAAGUCUGCCGUGCGCGACGUCAAGGCUUUCAUGUCUGCGCACAACUACAGUCAGCUCGUCGGUUACACUGGUACGGAUUCGCCCAACUCCCGGGCGACUCUUCCCUACUACCUCGCAUGCGGAGAGGACAGCUCGUCCAUCUUUGACUACUGGGGUCUUAACAUCUACGAGUGGUGCGGCAACAGCGACUUCCAGACUUCUGGAUAUUCGGCUCGCACGCAGGAGUUGGCCAAUCUUGGCAUUCCCGCUUUCUUCUCCGAGUAUGGCUGCAACGCCGUCGAGCCCCGCGCUUUCCAGGACGUGCCUGUCCUGUACAGCUCGGACAUGUCUAACGUCUGGUCGGGAGGUAUCAUCUACGAGUACAUUGAGCAGUCCAACGCCUACGGUCUCGUCAACAUCUCGUCGGACGGCUCGUCUGUCUCUACGCUUACAGACUUUAACAACCUGAAGUCGCAGUACGCGACCGCAACUGGCUCCUCGCUCGCGUCGGCGUCGUACUCCCCCUCGAUCUCCCUCCCGGAUUCAUGCCCCAUGAGCAAUGCCAGCUGGCCCGUGGCCACUUCCCUGCCGCCCACGCCGAACAGCGGUCUUUGCGACUGUAUCGCGAGCCAGCUGUCGUGUAUCUCGACCUACUCUCUUGACGAUGCCGGCCAGAUUGGUACGGCCAUCGGCACGAUCUGCGGUACUUCGUCGCAGGCUUGCAGCGCCAUUACCGGCAACGGCACGUCGGGCUCAUAUGGCGAUCUGUCCAUGUGCAACCCUCUGCAGCAGCUCAACAUCGCGAUGGAGAUAUACUACAACGAGCAGAGCCGCACGUCGUCUGCUUGCCAGUGGGCUUUCGCCACGCUCGCUUCGAGCGCCAGCAUCAGCGGAACCGCCCAGUUCUCUAGCGCUACCAGCAGCUGUGUCGCGGCUGACGCGUUUGCGAGCAGCACUGGUAUCCCCACCGCGACCACGACGCUCGCUGGUGUCUCGACCCACCCGUUGGUCUCGGCGCGGCGGCCUCUGGCUCGAAGAGCGCAAGCGGGGGCGGCGCUGUCCGGCUGA